AUGAGAAACACUGAGAUACUCCGUUCUACAAAUCUUAUAAUUCUGCUGGAGGAUGAAAUCUUUGCUGAUUUUUUCAAUACAUUUCUUUCUCUCCCGGUUUUUGGUCAGACCCCAUUUUAUCUUGUUGAAAAAUCUCAGUGGAACUUGUGGCCAGAAAUACCUCGUGACUUGAUUGCCAAAUACAAAGGACUAUUGACCUGGUUGGAAAAAUAUCGGUUACCUUUCUUCUGCAAAACAAACUUGUGUUUCAAUUACAUUCUCUGUCAGGAAUUAAUCAGUUUCAUUAAGUCUGAAGAAGGAGCCAAGAUGAUGAGAUGGAAGACGGCAGACCAGUGGCUACUGGAGAAAUGCAUUGGCGGAGUCAGAGGGAUGUGGCGCUUCUGCUCCUACCUCAAGGGCAGCGCAGGUGAAGAGCUGGUGGAUUUCUGGAUCCUUGCUGAGAAGAUCCUGAGCAUAGAUGAGAUGGACCUGAAAAUGAGAGACUACUACCUGUCCCUCCUUCUCAUGCUGAAGGCCAACCAUCUGCAGCCGGGGUCCAGGGUAGUAAAGCUCUGCAACGUGAACAUCAACUCCCUCCUGAACCUCUCCAUCUGGCAUCCCAACCAGUCAACCACCAGAAGGGAGACCCUGAGCCACAUGCAGAAAGUGGCUCUGUUCAAAGUCCAGAGCUACUGGCUCCCCAGCUUCUACACCCACGCCAAGGUGGCAAUGGCCAGUGAGGAGGCAUGCCAGGGCCUGAUGCAGGAGUAUGAGACUCGCCUGUACAGCGUUUGCUACACCCACGCGCGAGAACUCCCUCUGAACAUGAGCAUCAGGAAGAGUUUCCAUUGCCAAAAACAGUACUCAAGCAAGAAGGCCAGGAGGAGGAUGUGGCACAUGGCAGAAACGGACUCUCACUUUCUGGAAACCAGUCCCAAGCCGGAUAGCAGGACUAUGCCUACACAGGAGAUGAGUUCUCAGAAGAUGGUGACACAGAUGUCUUCCCUGACAGUGGCUUCUUCAAAGGAGUCAAUAAUCAGUUCCUUAGAAAAUGAUGAUCCCUGUGCUAAGAAGUUCACUAUGAAGAAAUCCAAGGACCACCUCCUCAUGGAGGGCCUCUUUGAGACAAAGUUUUCCACCCAAAUGAGGACUUCCACCCCUAUCAUUAAUUAUUCUUCACAGAUGACAAUCCAUAAGGCCAUGAGGAAAAGCUUCCCCUUGGGGUACACAUAUUGGGCCCUGUGUGCUGACAUCCAUGCAGGGAGUCCCUUCCGGCACUACCUAAAGAAGAUGAAAUUGAAAGUGGAGAGACAACUCCUGGACCUUUGGCAGGACCUACACCAUUUCCUGCGUGUUCUGAUGAAUAACAGGAAUAAUGGAAAUGCCAUCUUUCGUCACAUGCUGGGUCACAGGAUCUGUGAGCUCUACUUGAAUGAGCAGCUUGGUCCAUGCUUACCACUCAAAUCUCAAACCAUUCAAGGCCUGAAAAAGCUGCUGUCUUCCGGGGAUGUGACCCCCUGGAUUCCCAAAGCCCAGAGGGAAAUUUGCAAGAUACUCAGCCCCUGCUAUAAUGAGUUCCUGAAUGAAGAGGACUACUGGUUUCUUGUUUUUACAACUCAGACACGGUUCAUCAAAAACCGGUGCCAUAAAAGAAAAUCUAUAAGCAAAGAAGAGAACAUUCUUCUUUAUAAGAGGAUUCAGAAAUCUCUGGAGUUAACCCAGGCCUUGGCUAACAUGGAGAAAAUGGAUUCAAUGCAGUGGCCAAACGUAGCGACUGAGAACCUACGCCAAGCUGGGUCUCUCCAGGUAGAACUGCAGUCUCCAGUGUUUCUGGAAGACAUAAACAACCUGACUUUUGAGGAACUCUGCUUUAAGUAUCCAAAGGUGGCCAUAAAGAAGAUCAGUGAAGACUACAAGUUAUACUGUGAGAAAGCACCUCUCACAGAUUUUAAAGUGCAAAUUGUCAAGGAACCAAAGGUAAUUACAGCCCCACAAAGGAAAAUAUCCUUCUCCAAAAAAUCUGGUACUAGGAAGCCCUCAGUGAGACCCAGGAACUUGACAGAAGUCCUCCUAAAUUCACAAUACCUGGAGCUCUUCAGGGAGUUCCUCAGAGAACAUAACGCGGAAAGCCCAUUACUAUUCCUGAUAGCUGUACAGAGGAUGAAUUCGAAAGCCAACGAGAAGACUUACAGGUCUUCAUUGGAAAACAUAAUCCAGACUUUCUUCCAUGGCAAAAUCCCUCCUGAAGAAAUGCUGCAGUGCGAUGCCCCUCUCAUCAAAGAAGUCACUGAAAUGAGUCAAGUCAGUACAACCACAUUGCUAAUGGUCCAGAGCCACGUCAUGAAAUCUCUGGAUGAAAAGUGGUUUAAGGAUUACCAAGAUAUAUUCCCGUUUCCUCCUCCUUCUCCGGAGGUGGAGUCUGAAGCACCAGCUCUGCCUAAGAAGCCCUCAAAGAUAACAAUGUACCUGCAGGAAUCCCAGAAAAAAGGGUGGCUGAAAAUGACCAGCUUUAUCAAGAGCUUUUGCAAGUACCGCAAAUUUAUUUCAAAUCCCAGUAAGCGCCAGGAAUUUAUAGACUAUCUUCACUUGGAAAUGUGCAAUAGCAAAGACAAUUUCCCCGGGUCAUCCAGUUUAUCAGUACGUCCAAUCCCAUUGUCCACCAACAUCCAGAGUGCAGACCCAGAGAAUGGAGAGAUGACCCUUCUAAAGCGCCGUAUAUAUGGUCACAGGGUCAUCAUUGUCAACUUUGCAAUUAAUGAUUUAUAUUUCUUAUCUGAAAUUGAGAGAUUUAAUGAUUUGGUGAGUUCAGCUCAAAUGCUGCAGGUCAACAGGACAUACACUGAGAAUGACCUACUGCUGCUGCGGGCCAAAAUUAACAUUAUCCUAAGGCUCUUCCUGAAUUCUGACAUCCCUCCAAAGCUGAGGGUGAAUAUCUCUGAGUCCCAGAAGGAGGCUAUCCUUGCUGCAGUUUCAGAGGGCCACCUAGAUCGGACCACCUUCCACGGGGCUGUCAUGUCCAUCUUCCCCGUCAUUAUGUACUUCUGGAAAAGGUUUUGUACUUGGAAGGCAGCCCACUCUUACCUGCAACACAUGGGAAAGGGAAUGAAAGACAGAAAAUGUGCUUCUAAACCUGCAUACAAAUACCCUCCUUCAAGUGGAGGAGACCAGGGCGUCCUAAGAUUCACCCUGCUCAGAGGUGUGGAGUGGUUUGGGCCUCAACAGCGGGGGGAUGCAAGUUCAAUCCAAAAUUCUGAAUGGGGGAGGCCACUGUGGAACACUGCCAUGAUCCCUGAGUCCAAGCAGCCCUAAGAUCUGACAAAAAUUGCUCCAACCCAAAAAGAAGAAGUAAUCAAGUCAGGCUCCACUGAGACAAAUCAUCUCUCAGACGCCUCCCAAUGCUGUCAAAACCUUUUCUGGUCAGAAAUGAAAUGCCCUGAUGCCAUCUGCCCCUAGAAAAAUCAAAAAGGGACUAGGACAACAGCUCAGACAUGGCAGGAGAAGACCGUAGUGGGAAGCACAAACAAUCCAUUCACACCAAAGAGUGACAGAAAGAGGGAGAGGAAAGAAGAAAGAACAAGAGAAAUGGAGAGAUCUGCCUCCACCUUCACACGAGCCUUUUCAGAUACUUGUGUCAGAGUGACAUGAAAUCUCCCCCUUUUCUACAGCUGUAGACAAAACAUCUGCCCCUCAUUUUGAGUGCCUCCAACUGUUCCAAGUGUCACCCCUGAGGAGGGGGUGGCCCAUGUCUAUAGUGCUUCAGAGUGCCAGUCCUCACCCCUACACCUCCAGCAGGACUGUGGGUCACUAGCCAAAAUAAAGCACAUCCACACUCAA
This is a messenger RNA of Marmota flaviventris (yellow-bellied marmot), 3813 nucleotides long. Lineage: Eukaryota; Metazoa; Chordata; Mammalia; Rodentia; Sciuridae. The record is from RefSeq and is a predicted model, not a curated record.